Osmerus eperlanus (European smelt) is the source of this 5141-nucleotide messenger RNA. It is a transcript of the gene stard8, whose product is annotated as StAR related lipid transfer domain containing 8. Gene Ontology annotation, biological process: signal transduction; actin cytoskeleton organization; regulation of Rho protein signal transduction. Gene Ontology annotation, molecular function: lipid binding; GTPase activator activity. Bases 204 to 3515 code for a protein of 1103 amino acids. The record is from RefSeq and is a predicted model, not a curated record. NCBI's taxonomy places the organism in Eukaryota, Metazoa, Chordata, Actinopteri, Osmeriformes, Osmeridae. The transcript is spliced from 15 exons.
UACAAUUGGUUCUGGUGCUACAGUAGAAGUAACACUUCAAGAUAAUACAAGAUAAGUAAUGGCUCCCCUAGAUUAGGUCUUUGUACAAAGAAACAAUGUUUUCUCACCCCCUGUUUCACCCAAGUGGUAUGUUCUUCCUGUAGGGGGUGGGGAGACUGAAGUGGGACGUUUGUUGAAGAGGAACCAUAUGGUUUUCAGCAUGAAUGAGAUCUACUCGACUUUGCUGUGCCUGCUUGAACUCUUUUGGGGGAUUUAAGGAACCUUUUACUCGAGUUUUGACGUCCAUCAGAAAAGUAGGCUUCAAUGUCCUGGAUUAUUUAAUGAGUGGUCGGAUUGAAUAUCAGCAACUACUUGGGAAAAAUGAACUGGAGGCUAAAGAAGCUUGUGAUUGGCUGCGGGCAGCUGGAUUUCCGCAAUACGCUCAGCUGUAUGAAGCCUCACGUCUGCCCUUAGACAUCUCCUCUGUGAAAAAGGAUCAUGCGUUUUUGGACCAGGAUUCACUGAAGUCGCUAUGCAGGAGGCUGUCAACGCUAAACAAGUGUGCCUCUAUGAGGCUGGAAGUCCACUUUAAGUGCAAACAGAGCGAAGACUCUGAAGAGGAUGACCUCUGCGCCAUCAGCGACCGCUGGACCUUCCAGCGCGAGAGUAAAACCUGGUCCAGGUUACGGACCCUCUCGCCCCACGUCGCCCCCGGUGGCGUGGAGGACAUGUCGCCCCGCAGGCCCAUGCGGGCGUCCGCCAGCAGCGAGAGCCUCCUGAGUGACUUCAGCAACCUGGAUGUGACAUCAGAGGAUGUGACAUCAGAGCACAGCAGCGGCAGCAGCCUGAGUGUGGAGAGCUCCAGGGGCUCCGCACCCAGCAGGAGAGACCCAGCACAGACCCCCCCAAGCCCAAAACCCUCCACCCUCUCCUCCCGGGACCCCCACGUCCACAGCGGAGCCACCCAGGGCAGGGACGAAAAGCCUGAUUCCCCCAAAGACCCAGUUUCCACGAGCAGAGAGAAGCCGAAGAGGUGUUCGAAGACCUUCCUGAGGAAGAUUGAGUCGUUUAAGAGGAAGGAUAGAGAAAAGGAUGCAGCCAAAGUGACACAUGACCAAAACGCUCCUCCCAGCCUGCAGUGCACUCCCGAUGAAAGCCUCCCUGGUUUGAAAAAGCGCGGCACAAACAGAAUCUGGGUCAACGACAGCAGGAAAGCCCACACAAUCUGUCGAUCGACAGCCCGGAGGUCUCCCGUAGAGGAGAGGGAGAAGGCCAAGAGCACCUGGCUGUAUCUGGAGGACUAUGACGUUGGAGGCAAGUCUACCAAGCAGGCGGGUAAGAAGAGUCCACACAGAAACGGCCUGGAGGGUUUUCUGGUUCACCUUCCCACCGACCACAAGCCAGGAACCUUCCCCAGGUCCCUCUCCAUCGAGAGCUUCUGUCCUACCUCCAGGGAGCUGGGCGACUGGCAGGCGGAGGACCCCAACCUCUCCAUGGGCAGCAGUCAAGGCUCCCAGGACUUCUCCCUGUUCCCCAGGAGGAGAGACUCCUGCGGCUCCGUGGGGAGCGUCUACGACAACGUCCCGGAGGCUAGCGGGAGUUCGGACGAGCUGUUCGGCAGCGGCGGAGAGACGGUGUUCGAACACCUGGACGAGAUCCUGCAGCACGUCCACGGGCUUCAGCAGAAUGUGGACCAGUGGUCCAAGAGAGUGUGCAAGGAGCUCAGCAACAGCCACGAGGAAGAAGACGUCGAUGACGCCAGAGAAACGACCGUUUCCUCCGGCCUCCAUUUUGAGGAUCAGGAGGAGCAGUCCAUGUCGGAUGUGGGCACCACGGCGAGCGAUUACGACAGCACGGGAAACUCCCUGAAUGAGGCGGAGGACGGGGACGCGAGAGAGAGGAGGGACUCUGGUGUCGGAGCGUCGUUGACCAGACCCAGCAGGAAGCUGCGAUGGCAUAGCUUCCAGAACUCUCACAGGCCCAGCCUGACCUCCGCAUCUCAGGAGAUCAACAGGCAGUCGGCCGCUCAGCUGAACCUCCUGCAGAAGUUCUCCCUCCUCCGUCUGACGGCCAUCAUGGAGAAGUACUGUGACGUCAACAAGCCCGGCUGGAGCUGGUCCAUCCCUAAGUUCAUGAAGAGGAGCAAGGCUCCUGACUACAGGGACAAGCAGGUGUUUGCUGUCCCUCCCAUCAUCCACGUCCAGAGGACUGGGCAGCCAUUACCACAGAGCAUUCAGCAGGCCAUGCGCUACCUCCGCAGUCAGUGUCUGGGAAAGGUUGGCAUUUUCCGCAAGUCAGGGGUGAAGUCCCGGAUCCAGACCCUGCGCCAGCUGAACGAGCACUCCCCAGACCAUGUGACCUACCAGGGCCAAUCAGCGUACGACGUGGCCGACCUGCUGAAGCAGUACUUCAGAGACCUGCCUGAGCCCGUCCUCACCUCCAAGCUGACAGAGACCUUCCUGCAGAUCUACCAGUACGUCCCUAAGGAGCAGCGUCUGCAGGCGGCGCAGGCGGCGGUGAUCCUGCUGCCAGACGAGAACCGCGAAGUGCUCCAGACCCUGCUGUACUUCCUCAGCGACAUCGCCUCCGCCCAGGAGAACCAGAUGACAGCUGGGAACCUGGCGGUGUGCCUCGCGCCCUCCAUCCUCCACCUCAACGUGUCCAAGAAGGAGGGCACCUCGCCCAGGUUAAUCAGCCGGCGAGGCGCAGGGGUCAAACCAGACCACAAGGACCUAAGUGAAAACAUGGCCGCCACUCAAGGACUCAGCCACAUGAUCGUGGAUUGCAAGAAAUUAUUCCAGAUCCCUCACGAGAUGAUGCUGCAGUCGCGUAACUCGUACAUAGCGGCGGACGCCCAGCCCCUCCCGCUGCACGGCCUGGGCCUCAACUUGCUGGGAGAGCCGGUGGACUACCGCGCCUACUUGGAGGACAACAUCCAGACACUGCUGAGGGAGGCCGCGGAGAAAAGCAGAGGCUGGCACAGCGCCCAAGGACCGGAAAACACAGAGCUCUCCUACAAGAAGGUGGGGCACGGCCAUCCAAUCAGAUUGUGGAGAGUCUCCACGGAGAUCGAGGCCCCGCCCCAGACGGUCCUUCACCGAGUUCUGCGAGAGCGCCACCUGUGGGACGACGACCUGCUGCACGGCCGCGUGGUGGAGGAGCUGGGGGACGACACGGAGGUGUACCACUACGUCACAGACAGCAUGGCACCCCUCCCUCGCAGGGACUUUGUGGUGCUGAGGAGGUGGUGUUGCGGCCUCCCCAGAGGCCUGUGUCUUCUGGUGUCGUCAUCGGUCGACCACGAGGACGUGCACCUGGACUGUGGCCUGCGGGCCGUCCUCCUCACCUCCCGCAUCCUGAUCGAGCCCCUGGGACCUGGGCGCUCCCGCCUCACACACUACUGCAGGGCUGACCUCAGGGGGCGAUCACCCGAGUGGUACAACAAAGUGUUUGGACACCUUUGUGCCGUGGAUGUUGCUAGGAUACGAGGAUCCUUCCCUGUGCUCCUGGUCCAUGGAACGGAGACCAAGCUCUGAAACAACCACGGCUUCGUCAGGACUUCAUCUGCGGAAAACCUGCUGCGUCUGUUAGGUCUGUCCUCAUCUUAGAGAGAUUGUUGGACCAUCGCUAAGAGUGCACAGACGCAGUGUGGUGGGUGAUUGCAUUGGUCUCUGAUCUGAUUGCCUUCAUUAAAUCCAAAUCAAGAUGGAAAUAGAAAGCACUGAUUUAAAUUAUAUAAAGUACUGUACCAAGUUAAGUGCUUUUAGUUGUAGUGAAUUAAAGUGCAUCAGAGAUUAUUUUUCUCCUCUAUGGAAAAUCCAUCCUCAGGAAAAUAAAAAAAAUUAUAUACAGGAAAGUAAGGACAAUCGUUACAACAGCUUUACUUACUCUAUCUGCAUAUUGUUUCCCAUGAGAGUGCUGCUGUGGAAUCAUCAAGCCAUUGAAUGUUUUGAGGUGAAACCUGCUUCCCUCAACUCAGGUGAGCGGAGGAGCCGUCCUGGCUCCUGUGCUGUCUGCUAUGCAUUUUCACUCCUGGUAAAUUCUCCAAUAAUAUAUUGUGCUCAUGUGACCAGGUGCAUUGCGAAUGGCACCGUAACAUGUCAUUUUCACAUCUAGAAUGUGUCUGAGGUCUUGGAGUGUGCAUGAUGCAGUCAUCAAGGUGUAUUUAGAGGUGGUUGUGUUUGUCUGAGUUUUCUGCUCCUGUUCUGCCCUGGUUUCGCUGUUCCUUUCCUCAAGUGCUCAUCAUCAUCACUGUUCUCUGGACACCUUCAUUGUCUAGCUUUGUACUCUAUCUUUUUGUGAUUCGUCUGUCGAGAACAUCUCUCCUAAUAACAAUCUCAAAUGGCUCAGUCAGUGAUGGCUGAGAGAUGAUUGGUCCCAAUCAGAUCUCCUUAGGGUGAUCAUCAUCCUCUGUUGUCAAAGGAUGGGAGGAUAAAACACAGAUAUGGUGUACCAUAUAUAGGGGCAGCACUACAGUAUAUUCUUAUGCUUGUCAAAGCCUUAACCUUUUUGAAAGACACUUUUGCAGGCUCACUCACUUGUCUUUGCAAUAUUAGUAUAUUUGAUUUUCUAUGUUAUCAAUGUUUUAUUUAUGUCUGUUUGUGUCCUUAUGAUGACUGUCUUUCAGUCAGGCAUUAUGCACAGGAUUUGUGCAGUGGGAGGCAGUGCAAUGAUCGAAUGCUUUUCCGCUAAUGUUUUAUUCUGACUACGUGCUUUGUUACACAAAUGUCUCAUUCGCUUCUAUCUUACCACAGAAUAAUUACCACAGGGAACAAUUUUAGGUAGGAGAAAAAUAGAAAUAAACUAAAGUUGUAUAUAUUUUUUAUGGAUUGCAGUCUUAUUAUAACCUUUGUACUUACAGUUGAAACGGACAUUUCUUUGUUUAAGGUAUGUUUUUUCUUAAUUUACUACCUAUUUGUAUUAUGCUUCUCUCAAUGUACACAGCUAAAUCAAUAAACUUUUUGUAUUAAUCAAUGUGUCUGGAGGGUUGAGCUGUGUUGCAUAUGAUGUACAGCUCCUGCUUGUACCACCUUCUGCUGUCUGUGCUGUCUGUGCUGUGUGUCUGUGCUGUGUCUGUGCUGUGUGUCUGUGCUGUCUGGUUCCUGCCACAACUAAAGGCCAGGACCGGCUGUCUAGUUCAUUCAAUAAAUCAGCUGACGUCA